AUGGCAGGCCUCCAGAUGAGAUGGAGCUCUAUGCUCCUCGUCGUCUUUGUAGUCCUGGUAUGCAUGCCAGGCAAGGCUGCAGCUUUCGGAGCCGGCAACAUCCCCUCGAUCGCCCAGGUUGAGGGCCACAACUGGCGACAUGGAGACAUCGAGGACAUGCUCAAGACCCUCACCUUCCUCCACGGCAAGAAAUGGACCACCAUGAUGGUCUCCAGAGUCUACUUUGGCAACUGGCUCAGAGACUACUCCCAGGCCGUCGACGUCGGCAGUCUCAAGGGCGUCAACGCCGCCACCAUCCGCAUCCUCGUCUGGGUCCUCUCCUUCAUGGCCCACGGCUACGCCACCGACGAGUUCGAGGUCACCGAAGAACGCCUCGGCGUUUAUCGAGCCGAGGAACAUAUUGAUAACCCUUUGGGUUAUGCUGAUGGGGCUGACGCGCGCAAGUUUGACCCGAGACUGCGCGGGCCCGUGGAUCCGAGGGAGACGGAGAUCGACAUGCGGACCGGGAUGAAGAACUACAUCGCGAACGAGGAGGGCGGAUGGGCCACGAGCUCCGGAUACCUGCGCUUCAGCUUUGGGCGCAGCAUCCACUUUGGGCGGGUCUACACCCACGGUGCCUCCAGCAAGGGCAAGGAGGAGGAUCUGUGCGAGGCGCUGCGCUGCCUUGGCCAGGCGCUGCACACCAUGGAGGACUUCAGCGCCCACAGCAACUACUGCGAGCUGGCUCUGCGCGAGCUCGGGUUCCACGAGGUCUUCCCCCACUGCGGCACGCAGGCCGAGAUCAAUCUCCACGGGAAGAGGGUGUACCCGAUUGUCACCGGGACUUUUGGUGCCGUCGAUUUCCUGCACUCUGUUUUGGGCGAGGCGACCGACCACUUCACCCAGUCCGAGGUUGAUGAGGUCGACAUCGCGCUCAAGACCGCCGAGCAACAGAGGUCUGGCGGUGGUGGUGGUGGAGACGGCUCCCGUGGCUUCUUCGGCACCUCGCCGGGCGGUGGCGGCGAUUUCAUCUCGCUCGUCUCUCAGCUCCCUGGGAUCGGUGGUGGGUUUGCCUCCGAGGCGCGGGACCUCAAGGCCAUGUCCGAUGCCCAGGAGCAGGCCAACAGGUCGCAAGGAGUCAUGACCAGGGACAACCAGAACAUUGUGCCGGGCAUGAGCACCAGCUUUGACCCCGUGGAGACGGCGCGCAAGAUCUAUCCGAUCCUCCAGUUCCGCGACAAGAUCGUAAGGGCGAUCAACAACACGAUCUCCAAGAUCCCUGGUCUGGAGAAACUGCUCGAGCACAUCAGCGAGACGCUGACCGCCUUUGUUCUCGGCCUCCUUGCUCCCUUCAUCAGGCCCAUCAUCAACCAGGUCUCCAAGGUUCUCAAGGAUGGAUCCUCGGGCGUCAUCAACGCCAGCUCCAACUCUCAGCUCGAGCCGUGGAAGAACCCGCGCUGCAGCGACCCGACCCACUCGAUGCUGUCCAAGGACCACUUCACUAACGUCCUGAACUCGUGUGCCGGUCGCGUGUCUGUGACUAUCCUGCAAUAUGUCGUCCCUCGCAUUCUCUACGCCUGGGAGAACCCCGGCGUGCCCGUCGACGAGGUCGUCAACGACGUCCUGCGCGCCUUCCACCACCCGGCCAUCCGCGACGAGCGCAUCCAGAUCCAGCGCGACAUGUUCGAGACGGUCCGCAAGUGGUCCCAGGAGACCAAGCACCGCCACGAGCUCAACCGCCUCCUGUCCUCCGAGUCGGUCAAGAACGGCAAGAACCACAUCCUCUCGGGCCAGCAGGCCAACAAGUCCCACUCCCACGGUGGUGGCGGCGGCGGCGGCCACUCCCACGGCAGUGCCUGGCAGGACGCCAUCCUCGGCGGUGCCGGCCACGGCAAGGUCGCCGGGUCGCUCUGGUCGCAGAUCAAGACGCGGGAUCUCAACGCCAUGGGCGGUGGCGACAGCGGUGGCUUUGCUGGCCAGAGUGCUGGCGCUGGUGCUGGUGCCGGCGCUGGCGGCGGCAACGCUGCUACAAGCUACGAACAGCCACCUACGGGAGGCGCUGCCGAGGGGUACUACCAGUCGGCCUCCUCCUCCAACCGCCCGAGCUCGGGCUACAGCGCUCCCGCGCCGGCCCCCUACCCACCGCAGGGUGGCUAUGGCGGACCACCACCCCCACAGCAAGGAGGAUAUGGCCAGCCGUACCCCCAGCAAGGAGGCUACCCUCCCCAGGGCCCUCCUCCUCCCGGUCAAUGGGGCCAGCAACCUCCACCACCACACGGCGGCUACGGAGGUCAGCCGUACCCGCCGCAGGGUUACCAGCAGCCGCCGCCGAACCAGGGCUGGGGUCAGUAUCCCGGACAACAAGGGCGGUACUAG
Molecule: messenger RNA, 2355 nt
Organism: Thyridium curvatum
Lineage: Eukaryota; Fungi; Ascomycota; Sordariomycetes; Thyridiales; Thyridiaceae
Exons: 3
Coding region: 1-2355 (784 amino acids)
Source: RefSeq, a predicted model, not a curated record